AUGUCCAUAGCUGCUCCAAUCAUUACCUUCAAGGCGGGCAUCUGCGACCUCGAUACCUCGGGCAGCCCGUACACAGUCAAGCCCAAGCCUACGCCGGGAUACAUCUAUCUUUACUCUGAAGAUGACCUCGUCCAUUUCUGCUGGCGCCCUCGCUCUGCUCCGCUGACCGACCCCGAGCUGGACCUCGUGAUGGUUCCAUCAGACGGCAGCUUUACUCCCUACCAAUCUACACCCUCCACAAACGGGCGCAUCUACGUUCUCAAAUUCUCGUCGAGUUCUCAGCGAUAUCUGUUCUGGCUCCAAUCGAAAAGUCAACACGAGCGAGGCGAUCUUAAAUGGUUCAGCCCCCGAGACCUGAAACUGGGCGAAAUUGUCAACAAUCUGCUGCAAGGAGAAGAAGUCGAUGUCCAGCAGGAAAUCGCAAAUUUACCCCACAACGAAUCUGGGGAUGGAGACGACGAUGCUACGAUGGAGGAUAUUGAAGGAACACAUCAGAGUUCUGACCACCACGGUAGCGGUAGCGGCGGUGCUGGGUUAGAUGCCACGGGAGGCGACAUUCGCGAAGAAGGCGAAGGACCUCGCGAAGGAGGCGCGGACGGUGGUCGAGCGGCCACUGUUCCACAAUCCGACGCAUCUUCUAUGAUUCAAGGCUUGCUACAAUCGUUCCAAGGAAACCAGAAUACGCAAGGUCAAGCCCCCGAGAAUCUGUUUACCACUCUGGCCGACUUGCUAUCGCCUUCGUCGACAAUUGCCAUGGUUGAAGCAGCCGACGACGACAAAGUGGACAACCUCCUCAACUUUCUACCACCGUCUCUACUACUCUUGGCGCAAGAUGUGGACGACCUCUCUUCAUCGGACAUGAACGACGAAACGGCGCAAGCUAUACUUCUGUCUCUCGAACUCGGAAAGAAAAAGGAUAUCCUGAAGCGGGUGCUGCGCUCGCCGCAAUUCACCCAGAGCCUCGCCAGUCUCACUGUGGCUCUCCGGGACGGAGGACUGCCCAGCAUCAGCGAAGCGCUGCAGAUAAAGGUGGAAAAUGGAGGGUUUGUCCGGCGCGGCGGGGUGCCCCUGGGUGGCGGCGAUGCGGUUGAGGCCUUCUUGCAAGGAGUGCGCCGACACGUGACGGAGAAAGGGUCUGGACCCGGCGAGACUGAUCAACAAUAA
This is a messenger RNA of Talaromyces rugulosus, 1164 nucleotides long. RefSeq lists its product as uncharacterized. Gene Ontology annotation, cellular component: proteasome regulatory particle, lid subcomplex; nucleus; cytoplasm. The record is from RefSeq and is a predicted model, not a curated record. Gene Ontology annotation, biological process: ubiquitin-dependent protein catabolic process. Lineage: Eukaryota; Fungi; Ascomycota; Eurotiomycetes; Eurotiales; Trichocomaceae. The transcript is spliced from 3 exons. Gene Ontology annotation, molecular function: endopeptidase activator activity; proteasome binding; ubiquitin binding. Bases 1 to 1164 code for a protein of 387 amino acids.